CGUGCUCACCCGGCUGGCCGCCCGGCUGCGCAGCCAGCUCCUCCCCGCAGCGGCAGCGGCUCUUCCCCGCCCGCUUCGCAGGAGCGACACCCCCAGCAGCGUCAGGCUUUAGAAGAAUACCCAUAACAAAAUGAGCAAUCCAGCUAUUAAGAGACUAGCAAACAAAAUUAUCAAAUCACCUGAGGAUAAGCGAGAAUAUCGUGGACUAGAACUGGAAAAUGGCAUCAAAGCAAUGCUCAUCUGCGACCCCACCACAGAUAAGUCUUCAGCAGCACUUGAUGUACACAUAGGAUCAUUAUCAGACCCCCCAAACAUUGCUGGGCUAAGCCAUUUUUGUGAGCAUAUGUUGUUCUUGGGAACCAAGAAGUACCCAAAAGAGAAUGAGUUCAGUCAGUUUCUUAGUGAGCAUGCAGGAAGUUCAAAUGCUUUCACCAGUGAAGAACACACCAAUUAUUACUUUGAUGUGUCACAUGAACAUCUAGAGGGUGCAUUGGACAGGUUUGCUCAGUUUUUCCUAUGCCCUUUAUUUGAUGAGAACUGCAAGGAAAGGGAGGUGAAUGCUGUUGAUUCCGAGCAUGAAAAUAAUUUAAUGAAUGAUGCCUGUCGAUUGUUUCAAUUGGAGAAAGCAACUGGAAAUCCCAAUCAUCCCUUCAGUAAAUUUGGAACAGGGAACAAAUUCACUUUGGAAACUAGACCAACUAAAGAAGGAAUAGAUGUAAGACAAGAGCUGUUGAAGUUCCAUUCUACUUAUUAUUCAUCAAAUUUAAUGACUAUUUGUGUCCUAGGACGGGAAUCCUUGGAUGAGCUGACCGGUUUGGUAGUGAAGCUAUUUUCAGAAGUAGAGAACAAAAAUGUUCCAUUACCAGAGUUUCCUGAACAUCCUUUCCAAGAAGAACAUCUUCGGCAACUUUACAAAGUGGUACCUAUUAAGGACAUUAGAAAUCUUUAUGUCACGUUUCCAAUACCGGACCUUCAGAAAUACUAUAAAUCAAACCCUGGUCAUUACCUUGGUCAUCUCAUUGGGCAUGAAGGUCCAGGAAGUCUUUUAUCAGAACUCAAAGCUAAAGGCUGGGUAGAUACUCUUUUUGGAGGACAGAACGAAGGUGCUAGAGGUUUCAUGUUCUUCAUCAUUAACGUGGACCUGACAGAGGAAGGGCUUUUGCACGUUGAAGAUAUAAUUUUGCACAUGUUUCAGUAUAUUCAAAAACUACGUGCAGAAGGACCUCAAGAAUGGGUUUUCCAAGAAUGCAAGGAUCUAAAUGCUGUGGCUUUCAGAUUUAAAGAUAAAGAAGAACCACAAGGUUAUACAUCAGAGCUUGGAGGGAUUUUGCAUUAUUAUCCCAUAGAAGAAGUGCUUGCUGCUGAAUAUUUACUUGAAGAAUUUAGGCCUGAUUUAAUAGAGAUGGUGCUGGAUAAAUUGAGGCCAGAAAAUGUCCGGGUUGCAAUAGUUUCUAAAUCUUUUGAAGGAAAAACUGAUCGAACGGAAGAGUGGUAUGGAACACAGUAUAAGCAAGAAGCAAUUUCUGAUGAAGUCAUCCAGAAAUGGCAAAAUGCUGACCUAAAUGGGAAAUUCAAGCUUCCAAUGAAGAAUGAGUUUAUUCCUACUAACUUUGAAAUUUUGCCACUAGAAAAGGAUGCACCACAGUACCCUGCUCUUAUCAAGGACACCGCUAUGAGCAAACUAUGGUUCAAGCAAGAUGACAAAUUCUUCUUGCCAAAAGCUUGUCUCAACUUUGAGUUUUUCAGCCCAUUUGCUUACGUGGAUCCCUUGCAUUGUAACAUGGCCUAUUUGUACCUUGAACUACUCAAAGACUCCCUCAACGAGUAUGCAUAUGCAGCAGAACUAGCUGGCUUGAACUAUGACCUCCAAAAUACCAUCUAUGGGAUGUAUCUUUCUGUGAAAGGUUAUAAUGACAAACAGCAUAUCUUGUUAAAGAAGAUCAUUGAAAAAAUGACCACCUUUGAGAUUGAUGAGAAAAGAUUUGAAAUUAUCAAGGAAGCGUACAUGCGAUCACUUAACAACUUUCGAGCUGAACAGCCUCACCAGCAUGCUAUGUAUUACCUCCGACUGUUGAUGACAGAAGUUGCUUGGACCAAAGAUGAGUUAAAAGAAGCUCUGGAUGAUGUCACUCUUCCCCGCCUCAAGGCCUUUAUAUCUCAGCUGUUGUCACGGUUACACAUCGAGGCUCUUCUCCAUGGCAAUAUAACAAAACAGGCUGCAUUAGGAAUUAUGCAAAUGGUUGAGGACACUCUCAUUGAGCAUGCUCAUACAAAGCCCCUCCUUCCCAGUCAGCUAGUAAGAUACAGAGAAGUGCAGCUUCCUGACAGAGGUUGGUUUGUCUAUCAACAGAGGAAUGAAGUUCAUAACAACUGUGGCAUAGAAAUAUAUUACCAAACAGAUAUGCAGAGUACCUCUGAGAAUAUGUUUUUGGAGCUCUUCUGUCAAAUUAUAUCAGAGCCUUGCUUCAACACUCUGCGUACCAAGGAACAGUUAGGUUACAUUGUGUUCAGUGGUCCGCGACGGGCUAAUGGCAUACAAGGACUGCGAUUCAUUAUUCAGUCAGAAAAACAACCGCACUAUUUAGAAAGCAGAGUUGAAGCUUUCCUAAAAACUAUGGAGAAGUGCAUUGAAGACAUGUCAGAGGAGGCCUUCCAGAAACAUAUCCAAGCUUUAGCAAUUCGUCGUCUAGACAAACCAAAGAAGUUGUCUGCAGAGUGUGCUAAAUACUGGGGAGAAAUAAUUUCCCAGCAAUAUAACUUUGACAGAGAUAACAUUGAAGUGGCGUAUCUAAAGACCCUGACCAAGGAUGAUAUCAUACAGUUCUAUAAGGAGAUGUUGGCAGUAGAUGCUCCCAGGAGACACAAGGUAUCCGUACAUGUCCUUGCAAGGGAAAUGGAUUCCUGUCCUGUUGUUGGAGAAUUUCCAAGCCAAAAUGACGUAAAUCUGGCACCAGCACCCCCUUUGCCACAGCCUGAUGUGAUUCAAAAUAUGACAGAGUUCAAACGCAGUCUACCACUCUUUCCGUUGGUGAAACCACAUGUCAAUGUCAUGGCUUCAAAACUGUGAAGAAUCCCAAUGGAUGAAGAAAUGCAAAGGGAUCAAUUUCAAGGGGUUUCAUUAUGAACAAACAUCUUAAAGAUUAUUAGGAUAAACAAUCCUGUCCAUUCUGAGAGUCCCUGAUUCACUCUUGGUUCAUUCAUCAUUAAUGGUGUGAUAGGGAUACAGAGAAUUAGAAAAUUAGUUGUAGUCAUGUGUCAUUUAUAUUACAAAACAACUGUUGAAAACCAAAAUCAACCAGAAUAUUAAAGGUUCUUGUAGAUGAGUAUAUUUUUAAAAUAGUAUAUCCCUUAAAAUUAUCAUUUUGAUAAUGGAAUUUGAAGAAGCCUCCAGACGAAAUUGAUGUUGCUUAAAAUAUCCAUGUUAUUCUUGCAAAAGGCCAUUGAAAAUAGCUCUAUAAUAAUUUUUUCAGGAAAAAAGUAUUAAGCCUUUUGGUGGGGGAGGGAGGAGCAAAACUUUUCAUAAAAAGGAAGCUUUGACAUUUUUUGAAGGAUAAAGUGUUA
Gopherus flavomarginatus (Mexican gopher tortoise) is the source of this 3561-nucleotide messenger RNA. It is a transcript of the gene IDE, whose product is annotated as insulin degrading enzyme. Gene Ontology annotation, molecular function: metalloendopeptidase activity; metal ion binding. Gene Ontology annotation, biological process: peptide catabolic process. Lineage: Eukaryota; Metazoa; Chordata; Testudines; Testudinidae. The record is from RefSeq and is a predicted model, not a curated record. The transcript has 25 exons. The coding region runs from base 131 to 3067 and encodes 978 amino acids. Gene Ontology annotation, cellular component: cytosol; peroxisomal matrix; mitochondrion.